Magallana angulata is the source of this 3229-nucleotide messenger RNA. RefSeq lists its product as uncharacterized. NCBI's taxonomy places the organism in Eukaryota, Metazoa, Mollusca, Bivalvia, Ostreida, Ostreidae. The record is from RefSeq and is a predicted model, not a curated record. The transcript has a single exon. Bases 175 to 2163 code for a protein of 662 amino acids.
CUUUCCUCACGAAACGUAAGUACAUCAUACAUUCAUCAGUAUCCUCUUUUUAUUAUUAUAUAAACUAUAAUAAUGUUUUCAAUUUUGUUAAUGGAAUAAUUGAUUAAGAAUAAAAAUGAUAGAAGUAUAUAUUUCAAAAAAUAACAAUAAUAUAGAUAUGAGGGACUCCAGAACAUGUCAGAGUCAGUGUUUGUGGGACUGUGUGAGAUAGUGGGGACCUCACAACUCGUGGCUAUCAGGAGGGAGACAGAGGACAUCAGGGAGAUGGUGGACAGACGAGUGACACCUAAUGAUGGGAUGAUUGAGAUGGUGAGUGGAAGUAAGAGAGAAGGAUUGAGACUGAAGGGAUCAGAUCUGGACUUUAUGUACUGGCCAAACAACCACCGAGUGAUCAUGGACAUGUCUCAGUCUGAGUAUUACAACACAGCUAAUACAACCUUGAUUCUCUCUGAUAGUUCUGAGAGUCCACCAGGAUUCACUUUACUUCAGUUACUGACACCAACGACAUACAGAGAAGUCCAAUCAGCAUGUGUCAGAAUGAAUGGCAGAGUCUAUAUAUCUAGUUCUAUAUGGAGACAGUUAACUUGUUCAGCAAUAAUGCCUAAUUCUACUGUCCAUGGACCCUGUGGUAGUGGUGUUAGUGGAGGAGUAGAAUAUGACACUGCCCACUGUUUUGUUUGUGACUUUUGGCCUCUGUCUGCCUCCUCAUGGAUAGAUAGAUGUCACUCAUGGCCUGAUCCUGAAGUUGUUCAUGAUAUUGUCAGAAAUGGGUGUCAUUUUGUAGCAAUAGGACACCCAUUAGGACCAAAUGAAAACAUAGCGUCGAGAAUUUCUUUUUCUGUGGCAGAAUAUAAACUUGUGUAUUCAAUGAACCACAGUCAAUUUUUAACAUAUGGGUUGUUAAAACUUUUCCUAAAGGAAGUCAUAAAUCAUCAAUCAGAAGAAACCAAUAAACUGUUGUGUUCCUAUCACAUGAAGACAACCGUUUUCUGGGCCAUUCAACAAAACACACUACCUCACUGGUGUCCACAAAAUCUCCUGGCCGGUUUCUGGGUCUGCUUUAAACUCCUACUUAAAUGGGUGUCUGAGGGAGUUUGUCCGAACUUUUUCAUCCCACAAAACAACAUGUUUUUGACAAAGGUCUAUGGACCAGCACAAAACAGAUUGUUCCUACAGUUACAUGAACUGUACAAGAAAGGUCUGGCCUGUCUGUUACAGAGUUCCUCUAUCAGGGCCUUCAUCAUUAAUGUCCUGUACAAUCCUAGACUUUUUAUUUGUACAGAUGAAAGAUUAAUGAGGAGUGAAGUUGAUUAUGAUGUAGAACUUGUUAAUGAGACCUCUUACAUUAUUGUAACUAGGACAAAUAGCCAUAACAAAUACAUACACAUAAUAGAACAGUUGGUAGAGUCAUCCCUGACACACUAUCAAGCUGUUACAUUACAGAGACUUACAGCCUUCAUAUUUCAGAUUAUUGCCUUUACAUUGCACAACAUAUGUGUCAACAAACAGAUGUAUAUUGCAGACAAACUGUCAUGUCACAUGCUGAAAUUAGCAGCCAAGUUUGGGUGUGUAUCUGACAUGUUGUACAUUGCCAUGUAUUAUUACAAGACAUUCAGAUGCAGGGAAGCUUUAUUUGUUAUAGAGAUGACAAAGGUCAAGUUAGCACAACCAUAUCUGAUGUAUAAUGUACAUGUGGACAGAGAGAGGUAUACUGAGGCUGUAGGGGGACAGUCCUGGUCUACAAAGAUGAGACAGGCUGUAGCACAGGAUAUCAGACUUGACAACACAAUCUGUUAUAUCAGUGAACUAAUACCAGAACAACAGUCGGCUCUACAGAACAGAGAGUAUACAUUAGAUAUCCCAGUGUUUGUAAUGUUACACUUCCUAGAGUUCUUGUGUCACAGACACAUUGAUAUGACAUUAUCACAAGCAGCUGUAGAUGAGCUACAGGUCCUAGUCCACCAUGAUCAGGGAAUGUAUAUAUAUGAUAUAUCCAGAGACAUCUCCUGGGAGAUCCUGGGGAUCUGUCAACAGAUCACAGGGAACCUCCAGGCUGCUCUAUACUCAUACCAACAGUCACUCACACAGCAUCCAAUGAACAGAAUACAAAGUGCUACACAGAGGAGAAUACAUGAUAUGGUUCAGUCUACACCACACCAGUAAAUAAACCAGUAUGGUGGAAUAUUAGACCAAGAUUGAGAAGUCAUCAACAAAAACAACAUUUACACUAACUUUUUUAAUUAGUUCUACUGUAGUAAUAUAUAAGGAAAAAAAUUCAAAUACGUACACAAUGACACUCCUUACAAUUGUACAUUUUUUGCAUUCAUCCGUAAAUUGUUACAAAAGGAUAGUUUUUUUUCUGCCAGGGUUGGAAUUAUUAUGAUAAUUCAUAAUCUUAAUAUCAAGGAUUUGCUAAUUUAUUACUAGAAAUCUCAAAGUGCUCUCCUUGAUUGCAACUUAAAGAUACAAUAUAUAUCAAAUUAUAAUGCCCUAGGCCUAUAUCUCCUCUCAGCCUAUCAAAUCACCUGGCACAAAUCAAGACCAAUACUGAGUCUAUCAAAUCACCUGAACCAAAUCAAGAACAAUACUCAGUUUAUCAAAUCACCUGAACCAAAUCAAGACCAACAAUCAGCCUAUCAAAUCACCUGGCUCAAAUCAAGACCAACACUCAGCCUAUCAAAUCACCUGGCUCAAAUCAAGACCAACACUCAGCCUUUCAAAUCACCUGGCUCAAAUCAAGACCAACAUUCAGCCUAUCAAAUCACCUGAACCAAAUCAAGACAAACACUCAACCUAUCAAAUCACCUGAACCAAAUCAAGACCAACAUUCAGCCUAUCAAAUCACCUGAACCAAAUCAAGGCCAAUACCGAGUCUAUCAAUUCACCUGACAUAUCAAGACCAAUACCGGAUCAACAUUCAGCCUAUCAAAUCACCUGGCACAAAACAAGACCAAUACCGAGUCUAUUUAAUCACCUGACACAAAUCAAGACCAACAUUCAGCAUAUCAAAUCACCUGGCUCAAAUCAAGACCAACACUCAGCCUAUCAAAUCACCUGGCUCAAAUCAAGACCAACAUUCAGCCUAUCAAAUCACCUGAACCAAAUCAAGACCAAUACUGAGUCUAUUAAAUCACCUGACACAAAUCAAGACCAAUACCAAGUCUAUUAAAUCACCUGACACAAAUCAAGACCAAUACCGAUGUCUAUCAAAGCACCUCGUACACCAGAG